AUGGGACAGGGACAAUCAUUGGGAAACCCAGAGAAGGAUCCAAAUAAGAAGGAUCAGAAACAAAAGUAUCAACCACCUCCUCCCCCAACUCAAAUGGGCAAGAAGAAGAAGAGAAGAGGAGCCGAGGCAUCUACAAAGCUCCCAGUCGUUGCACCUCAUAUCAAGUGCAAGUUAAAGAUGCUGCGAUUGGAACGUAUCAAGGAUUAUUUGUUGAUGGAGCAGGAGUUCUUGCAGAACUAUGAGAUCGCUCAACCCAAGACUGAAGACACCAAGAACGAGGUGUCUGACGAGAAGAUGAUCGAAGAGAUUCGUGGUGACCCUCUCACCGUUGGUACCAUCGAGGAGAUCGUCGACGACAACCACGCCAUCGUCUCUAGCUCUGUCGGUCCGGAGCAUUAUGUACGCAUCAUGUCCUUUGUUGACAAGUCCAAGCUGUUCCUGGGCGCCACCGUACUGCUCCACAAUAAGACUCUGUCGGUGGUCGGUGUGAUCGACAGUGAGGUCGACCCAAUGGUUAAUGUGAUGAAGGUCGAGAAGGCUCCACUCGAGUCCUACAGCGAUAUUGGUGGUCUUGAGGCCCAGGUGCAGGAGAUGAAGGAGGCCGUCGAGUUGCCACUCACACAUCCAGAAUACUACGAGGAGAUUGGAAUCAAGCCACCAAAGGGUGUCAUCCUGUACGGUGAGCCUGGUACCGGUAAGACCCUGCUUGCCAAGGCCGUUGCCAACCAAACAUCCGCCACCUUCCUUCGUGUGGUCGGUUCCGAACUCAUCCAGAAGUAUCUUGGUGAUGGUCCCAAGCUAGUCAGAGAACUGUUUAGAGUUGCCGAGGAGUUGGCACCAUCCAUUGUAUUUAUUGAUGAAAUCGAUGCCGUCGGUACAAAGAGAUAUGAUUCACAGUCCGGAGGUGAGAGAGAGAUUCAGAGAACUAUGCUUGAGCUGUUGAACCAGCUUGAUGGUUUCGAUUCGAGGUCUGAUGUCAAGGUUAUCAUGGCCACUAAUAGAAUUGAGACAUUGGAUCCUGCUUUGAUCAGACCAGGUCGUAUCGAUAGAAAGAUUGAGUUCCCUCUGCCAGACAUCAAGACCAAGAGAAGAAUCUUUGAGAUCCACACCAGCAAGAUGAACCUAGGCGAGGAUGUCAACCUAGAGGAGUUCAUCAUGUCCAAGGAUGAGCUGUCCGGUGCCGACAUUAAGGCCAUUUGCACAGAGUCUGGUCUGUUGGCUCUCCGUGAGAGAAGAAUGAGAGUGACUCACGCCGACUUCAAGAAGGCCAAGGAGAAGGUUUUGUACAGAAAGACUCAAGGUGUUCCAGAGGGUCUAUACAUGUAA
This is a messenger RNA of Acytostelium subglobosum LB1, 1326 nucleotides long. RefSeq lists its product as hypothetical. Gene Ontology annotation, molecular function: ATP hydrolysis activity; ATP binding; proteasome-activating activity. Gene Ontology annotation, biological process: proteasome-mediated ubiquitin-dependent protein catabolic process. Gene Ontology annotation, cellular component: proteasome regulatory particle, base subcomplex. The record is from RefSeq and is a predicted model, not a curated record. Lineage: Eukaryota; Evosea; Eumycetozoa; Acytosteliales; Acytosteliaceae. The transcript is spliced from 3 exons. Bases 1 to 1326 code for a protein of 441 amino acids.